AUUAUCGACCUUAAUAAUAAUAAAAUGAUAAUGAAUAGAAAUAUGAUUAAAAUACGUUAUUUAUCCAAAGUUAAAUCAAUUUAUAAUGAUAUUUAUCAAACAAGUAUCAACAAACCAGAAUAUUUUUGGUCAGAGCAAUCAAAAAAUUUGUUUUGGCAUGAAAAAUAUGAUAAAAUAUUAGACAAUUCUAACUCACCCUUUAAUAACUGGUUUGUCGGAGGGAAAUUUAACAUCUGUUAUAACUCGUUAGAUAGACAUUGUAUAGAAGGUCAUGGGCAUCAAAAAGCAAUCAUACACGAUAGCCCGCUUAUCGAGAAGAGUACCUCUUUGACAUACCAAGAACUAUUGAACAAAGUGAGUAGAUUAGCAGGGUACUUAGUGAAGAAUGGUGUAAAACCGGGUGACAGGGUUUUGAUCUAUAUGCCAAUGAUACCAGAGGCUAUUGUAGGUAUAUUAGCUUGUAGUCGAAUCGGAGCUAUACAUUCGUUAGUUUUUGGAGGUUUUGGAGCCAAAGAACUAUCUGUUCGCAUCAAACAUGCGGAGCCUAAAUUAAUUUUAACAGCCUCUCACGGUAUUGAACCAACAAGGUUCGUACCUUAUAAGCCUAUCAUGGAUCAAGCGCUCAAAUUUUCAAAUCAUAAGCCUAACAAAUGUUUGAUUUACCAAAGGAAGGAAAUGAAGGACAAAAUAUGUCUAACUAGUACACAUGACGAUGAUUGGGAGUUUGAGAUGACAAAUAAUUACAGCGAUGUAUGUAUUCCUUUAGCAGGUGAAAGUCCUUUAUAUAUCAUAUACACAUCUGGAACGACGGGGCUUCCCAAGGGUAUAGUUCGGCCUUCAGCUGGAUAUGCAGUCGCUUUAAAGUGGUCAAUGACAAAUAUAUUUAACGUGCAUCCUGGUGAAGUAUUCUGGGCAGCAUCUGAUUUAGGCUGGGUUGUUGGCCAUUCAUAUGCAUGCUAUGGACCAUUAUUAAAUCGGAAUACAACAAUUCUUUAUGAGGGUAAACCAAUUGGUACACCAAAUGCUGCAGCUUAUUUUCGAAUAAUAGAUAAUCACAAUGUAUCAUGUUUAUUUGCAGCCCCCACUGCCAUAAGAGCCAUACGCAGAGAAGAUCCGGAAGCCCUGCAAAGCCGCAAUUAUGAUUUGAAAAGUUUGAAGUCAAUAUUUUUAGCCGGAGAACACUGUGAUCAUGGAACUUUAGAAUGGGCGAAGGCAAAGUUUGGUGUCCCAGUUAUAGAUCAUUGGUGGCAAUCAGAGACAGGAUGGCCUGUGACUGCAUGCUGCUUAGGCUUAAUGGAUAAAGAUGAUAUAAAAAAUAUACGACGCGGUGUGUCUGGGAAACCAGUACCUGGCUGGGACGUGAAAAUAUAUUACUCCCAUAAACCUAAAUCAAAUAAUUUUGUCACCACCACAAAUGGCCCCUCUUUAAUUGCCGAUUUAUAUCUCAAUAAGGUAAAUGUUAGAGACUCAGUCGAUGAAAGCAGACCUUUGGAAAAAAGAGUCGUUAUGGAUGAUGAUAAAUCUGAUGUGAAUAUUUUACAAGAUGAAAAAUUGGGUAGAAUACUGAUAAAAUUACCCCUCCCUCCUGGGUUUAUGACCACAUUAUGGAAAUCAGAUGACUACUUUACUAAAUUGUAUUUCUCCAAUUAUCAUGGGUAUUAUGAUACUUACGAUGCCGGAAAAAUUGAUGAAGAUAAUUUUGUAUCAGUUAUGUCUAGGAUCGACGAUGUUAUGAAUGUGGCCGGGCACCGACUGUCUGCCGCAGCAAUUGAAGAAGCCAUUAUGGAAAAUACUGACCUAGCAGAAUGUGCUGUCAUUGCUGUUCCGGAUGCAUUAAAAGGGCAUGUUCCUUUAGCGUUUUGCGUUCCUAACCAUGGUGUAAACAAAACCAAUGAAUUAUUGAUCCUAGACACGAUAAAAAUUGUUAGAGAUGUAAUGGGACCGGUUGCCUCAUUAAAGCUAAUUUGCAUUGUGCCAAAACUACCCAAGACUCGCUCUGGUAAAGUUUCUAGGCUCACAAUGACUGCUUUAGCGAUUGAUAAGCCAUUCGAAAUUCCUGUCACUAUUGAAGAUCCAAAAGUUUACUAUAGUAUCAGAAAAAGUCUACAACAGUUGGGUUAUGCUCUAAAAAACACACAAAUAUUCGAAUAAUUAGCAUGAAAGAUAUUUCAUUAUUAGAAAGUUUGUUAAUUUUUAUUUUACUGACUCUAACCACAAAAAUUUACACGAAAAAUGCAUAACUCUAAGGGACUUUCUAAGCUAAAAUUUUUUUUUAAUUUGAUUUUUAUUGCUAUUUUUUUUUCUUUCUUUUAAUAUCAUUAACUUAUAUUGGAUAAAUACGCAUGAAAAAUAAUAAAUUUUUUUAUCUACUGAAUUUUGUUAAUUGUCGCAAAAUAGCUACAAACAAAAUACAAUUUUUUUUUAAAUUUAGAAAGGACGCCUUGUUAUACCUCAAUAUUAAGUUUUAAAUUCUUCAAAUAAUCAAUAAAACAUUUUUUUUUACUAAUAGUAAUAUAUAAAAUUAUAUAAUUUGUUCAGUAUUAUAUUGCUGUAUUAUUAUAUCAUACAUAUGUUUAUAAAUCUCAGAAAUCUGUAGGAAUCAAAUAUUUCGGUACCGAUUGAACAAAAAUUGUAUUACAAACCCUGCUCGAAUUUAUAAAAAUAAUAUUUUUGGUUUGCUGGCUUUUUUUAAAGCCUUUCUUAAAAUUUUGACAUUUUAGACAUGGCUGUAUUUUGUAAAUUCUUUCAAUGUACAAUCGAAGUAUGCUUUCCAGUUACAUAAAUCCCUAAGUCUAAUAUCUUUUUUUAAAUUUUCAACACCAUUUUUUUCUUUCAAUUAUUUGUUUCAUUUUCGAUAUUUAUAAAUCGCAGCGAAAUGAUAUAUUAUUUUAAAAUAACAUUUUUGAUAACUAUAAUACAUGACAUGAUUUUUUAAAAAUUGUGAUAUAUAGUGUAUUACACUUAAGAUAUUUAUAAAUUUUACCAAGAUAAAAUACUAUAAAUUGGACCUUAAUUUAAUAUUUUAAAAUGCGACAAAAAUUUAGAUUUUAUCUUGUCAAGUUUAA
Messenger RNA from Gordionus sp. m RMFG-2023, 3065 nucleotides. Its product is annotated as acyl-CoA synthetase short-chain family member 3, mitochondrial-like. Lineage: Eukaryota; Metazoa; Nematomorpha; Gordioida; Chordodea; Parachordodidae. Bases 25 to 2151 code for a protein of 708 amino acids. Gene Ontology annotation, molecular function: propionate-CoA ligase activity. Gene Ontology annotation, cellular component: mitochondrial matrix. The record is from RefSeq and is a predicted model, not a curated record. The transcript is spliced from 14 exons.